Didymodactylos carnosus is the source of this 637-nucleotide messenger RNA. The record is from the annotation of a GenBank genome assembly. Lineage: Eukaryota; Metazoa; Rotifera; Eurotatoria; Philodinida; Philodinidae.
AUGGCUAGUGGUCAAGCCGAUUAUAUUAAGAAAGGAAUUGCUUUUGCUGAUAUAGCUACAAAAGAAGAUGAACAAAAAAAUUAUAAAAAAGCAUCUGAAAAUUAUAUGUCCGCUGCAGAAUGGCUUCUGCUAGCAAAAAAACAUGGAAACAUGAAUGAAGACACAAAAGUGAUGAUUACUAAAAAAGCUGAAAGUUAUAUCAAUCGAGCAGAACAGAUUAAAAAACUGCUCUUUAGUGAAGGUAGCAAAAAGAAAGCAGUUGCUGAAGGUGGCAGCGGUGGAAAUAAAAAAAAUGGAGACGAUGACGAUGAAGUUGAUCCAGAAAAGAAAAAAAUGGCCCAAAAAUUUGCGGGCUCCAUUGUUUCUGAGACAAAAGUUUCAUUUAACGAUGUCGUUGGCUUAGAUCAGGCCAAAGAAGCUCUGAAAGAAGCUGUUAUAUUACCAAUCAAAUUUCCACAGUUAUUUACCGGUAACAGAAAACCGUGGGCUGGAAUAUUGCUGUACGGACCACCUGGCACUGGAAAGUCUUAUUUAGCGAAAGCGAUAGCGACUGAAUGUAAAAGUACAUUUAUAUCUGUCAGCUCAGCGGAUUUAUUAUCAAAAUGGCUUGGAGAAAGUGAAAAAUCCGUUCGAUAUG